This is a messenger RNA of Myxozyma melibiosi, 1108 nucleotides long. Its product is annotated as SGNH hydrolase-type esterase domain-containing protein. The record is from RefSeq and is a predicted model, not a curated record. Lineage: Eukaryota; Fungi; Ascomycota; Lipomycetes; Lipomycetales; Lipomycetaceae. The coding region runs from base 95 to 1045 and encodes 316 amino acids. The transcript has a single exon.
UCUUCUAACCUAUUUCUGCUCUCUAUCUCCCAGACACAAAUUCUAAGGUCUACAAUUCGGUAGUUUGUCAUCGAAACAUGAACGAGAUCAAAAUAUGCAGUCAAAGUGGUUUGGUCUGAUUGUCGUCUUUCUUUCAUUGCUAUCAGUGAAUUUAAGCUCCGUUCAGAUAAGUUGGGACAGGAUCAAAGAUCUGAUUGUCUCUCACUUUCACCUUAUGCCAGCCAGCAAUACGCUCCACCACCUCAUUAAUCCCUCAAUUUCAGAGAUGCCGACGAUUCAACAUUACAAGAAAGUCAUAUUAUUUGGAGAUUCGCAAUUCGAGCGUUCGUGGCGUCCGGAUCUCGACUUCGCCUUUGCUGCAGCACUCGCAAACUACUAUACAAGACGAGCAGAUGUUCUCAAUCGCGGACUAUCUGGUUACAGCACAAAAUGGUUACGUCCACAGUUUGAACGUAUAAUCCAAGAAUUGAGUUAUGGGCCUCCAGAUAACGCACUGUUAUUUGUCAUCUGGCUGGGUACGAAUGAUUGCUGCAUCGAAGGAACUCCCCACCGUGUUCCCAUUGAAGAAUUUCAGAGCAGUUUACGUGAAUACGUUUCAGAAAUCAGGACCAAAUUUCCUGCUGCGGGCAUCAUACUCAUCACCCCAGCACCUGUUAGUAUCUCAAAGAUGCGGCAAUCGACAAUGAGAUCAAAGGGUGCAGAUAGAACACAACUUGCUCACAAACAGUAUGCCGAAGCCGUAAUGAACUGCCAAUUCGCUGAUGAUGGAGGUAUGAUUAAGCGGGCGAAUUUGUUUGACGCAGUCAUGAACGCUGCAGGAUAUGCCAAUACAGAUACAAACUCUGUUCUGGUAGGGCCUCCAGCGACGGAUGAGGAACAGAAUAUAGGGAGGUUUACUAUUGAUGGUCUUCAUUUGAAUGGCGACGGCUACAAGAUUCUAUACUCAUUGGUAACCAAGAUCACAAGUCAAUGGGAAGGAUUCGACCCACUCAAAUUGGAAGGAGUGGAGCCUGGAUGGCAGGUACCAGCAGCUUUACAGAGCUAGUGUACUUCGGUCGAAUGAUAACCGGCUCGUUCAUAGAUUAUACAUAUAUACAAAAUCAAAACU